CUUUGAUCAAAUAAUUUUUUUGACAAUGUCAAUUUUGGUUUAAUCUAUCAAAAAAAAUUUAACUCUCAUGAAGCCUCGUUUCAAAAGAGCCUCAAAAAACCUAACCCAUAAAAUCUACAUUUAUAUCUCCUUUUAUAAUGGGUUUUCCCAAUGAGAUUAAUUUAAAUCCGUUAAUGGGUGUGACAAAUGGAAAUUGUACAAAUCAAAGCCCAUGGUUUUUAGCGCAAAUCGUUACGGUUGAAUUUUUGGUUCUAUAUGGAAACUUAAUUCUAACAAAAAUUUUUCCAUUAAUAAAAUGGAUGGUGGUUUUAUUGAUUGUGACAAAAGUCUCCUCGAAAUUAACGAUGGGCGUGUGUAAAAGCAAUGUUUGUCUUAUUGGAAAAACCGUGAUUGUUGUUGGUGGAAAUUCGGGUUUAGGAUUUCAAACCGCUUUAACAAUAGCCGGAAGAGGAGCUAAAGUUAUCAUAGCGGAUCGAGUUGACUCUAUCGAAACAAGAAAAAGAAUUAUUCACGAAACGAAUAACACAAAUAUUUUCUAUCGACAUUUAGAUUUGGCUUCUUUACAAUCCAUAAGAGAUUUUGCUUCGAUCAUAAACGAAGAAGAAGAACGAUUAGACAUUUUGAUUCAUAACGCUGGUGCUGGGGGUGUAAACGAGAGAUACACCAAAGAUGGUUUAUUAUUACAAUUUCAAAUCAAUCAUUUCGGCCCGUUUUUAUUAACACAUCUAUUAACGAAAUUAUUAAAAAAAUCAGCUCCAAGUAGAAUUAUAUUUUUAAGCUCGGUAACAGCUUUCUUCGAAGAUUUAACCUUAGAAUCGCUUAAUAAAAGCUCAAAAACGAACGGAAUUUUUAAUCGUUUUUACACAUACGGAAACACAAAACUUUUAUCAUUAAUCGCAUCAAACUGUUUCGCCGAACGAUUAAAAGGAACCGGAGUUACAUGUAACGCGGUUCAUCCUGGUUUGGUAUCGAACAUGCUUUAUCGCACCAUAUUGGGCCCGAAAGCUAAUAAAGUGCUCCUUUAUUUUAUGUAUUUCAUUUUGAAAAUAUGCGGUAAAAAUAUGUACGAAGGUGCGCAAACACAAAUUCAUUGUGCUUUAUCGAAGGAAUUGGAGGGGGUUUCUGGAAGAUUUUUGGUUGAUUGCAAAUUAUUUAUACAACCGAAAAAAGCUCGAAAUUCUAGGUUUUGUGAUGAAAUUUGGAGAAGUAGCGAGGCUUUGGUUAAACUUAGGGAUGUCGAACGUAUAUGAGAGUAACAAUUUUAAGUGUUAAAUUUGAAAAUAUAAAUUUUUAAUGUAAU
This is a messenger RNA of Onthophagus taurus, 1300 nucleotides long. The record is from RefSeq and is a predicted model, not a curated record. NCBI's taxonomy places the organism in Eukaryota, Metazoa, Arthropoda, Insecta, Coleoptera, Scarabaeidae.